This is a messenger RNA of Saccharomycodes ludwigii, 606 nucleotides long. RefSeq names its product Pam17p (gene PAM17). Gene Ontology annotation, cellular component: PAM complex, Tim23 associated import motor. The coding region runs from base 1 to 606 and encodes 201 amino acids. Lineage: Eukaryota; Fungi; Ascomycota; Saccharomycetes; Saccharomycodales; Saccharomycodaceae. Gene Ontology annotation, biological process: protein import into mitochondrial matrix. The transcript has a single exon. The record is from RefSeq and is a predicted model, not a curated record.
AUGUUGACUAGAAACAUCCUUAUCAAAAAUUCCCCUGCAAUUACGACCACCAGAACCGUUCUUUUCAAUAAUUUAUUAUUAAAAAGGAAUUUAAGUAGCACUCAUAUUACCAAUACCAACCAAAUCACUGAAGAACAUAUUAAAGAUUCCAAGAAUUUAACAUGGUCUGAGUUUUUCAAUUUAAGAAAGAGCGAACGUAGACUAAAUAUGGGCUCAUCAAUUUUUACAGCUUUUAUUGGUUCUAAUUUGUCCUGGAGUUAUAUUUCUACAAUGGAAAUUGAUCCAACCCAAACCAUCUUGGGAUUUGAUCCAUUACUUGUUAUCGUUGCUGGUAUUAUGUCAUGCGCAGGGCUAGGAUUUUUAUGUGGUCCAGUUUUAGGAACCAUGUUAUUUAAUUUUAAGAAUUCUAACAAUUUAAAAAGUUACUCUGCCAAAAAUAAAAUUUUCUUGGAACAUGUUAUCAAAAAUAGAGUUGAUGCUUCUUCCCAAAGUUUCUCUAAUCCAGUUCCAGAUUACUAUGGUGAAAAGAUUGGGUCUUUGGUUGAAUAUAGACAGUGGCUAAGAGAUUGUCAUACUUACAGAAAUAAGGCUAAAGAAUUUAUUUAA